UCAGGAGCCCCCGGGCUGCUCCGCCCCCUGGCAGCCCCAGCUAGGCUGGGGGCGGGGGAUGAGCUCAGCUCCCCGACGGGAUAAAACUUGCUGCAGCUGCUGGAGCGAAGCAGACGAAACGCGAGAGCAGAGUCGAGCGGUGCCAGCCCCGAUCCCCCAGCGCCCCGGAGAGGAGAACCCCGAUCCCCAGCGCUGAGCCCUGUCUCGCUGGAGACCAGAGUCCUGUGGCCCCAGUGACCUGACGCCGGUCCCCAUCCAGCUAGAGGCAGCGGCGGGAACCAUGACCAUCCUCCUGGGACUCUCAGCUCCAGUCCUCAUGGCUGCUUGCCUCCUGAUCCUGUGCCCAGAGGGAGCUCCGACGAGCAUGGGAGGCUCCCUACCCCUUCCCCCGAAGGGCCAGAGCCACUGGCCCUGGCUCCAUGCCCAGGAGAGCAGCCCCUUUGCCUCCUCCACCCCCCAGCACGACUUGGGGACAGACUAUUACAGCUAUGAGGACCCCUCCACCCCGGAUACCCCAGAGAUGCCUGGCUCCCAGAACCCAUCCCAUCAGCCUUGUGUCUACCACCAUUGCCGCCACCUGCAGACAGCCUGUGCAGAGUUGAGCAAGGAUACUGGUUGCCUGUGCCCUGGGGUGACUGGCCCAGAUGUGCCCCCGGAGCCACCCCAGCUGAGGGCAGUGCAUGUCACUGAGUCUGGGGCCAGCCUGCAUUGGUGUGCCCCCUCCUCCACAGUGUGGGAGUACCGACUGAUAUACCAGGCUGAUGGGGGCCACACCAUUGCUGGCCCCAUCUUCAACAGCACUUUCCGGAUGGCAGUGCUUGGGGGGCUGCACCCCAGCACCUCCUACCUGGUAUGUGUCAUGGCAGCCAACCAGGCUGGUGCCAGCCCCACUGAUGAUGGGAGUCGGGCCCAUGGACCGUGCCGCACCAUCCGCACCCUGGCCCCCCAACUUCCCUACGCAUAUGUGGCAGCAGGACUGGCGGCCAUGUUCGGCCUGGUGGUGGUGUCCGCGCUGACCUGGCACUUUGCCCUGCGCUCGAGGAGACGGCAGUUCCACGGCUCCCAGGACAACAUCCUGGAUGGGGAGGUGGGGCCAAGUGGGGUGGCCAAUGGCUUAUACAGGGGCGAGGAGCAGCUAUAGGGGCACCUGAACCCUCCAGCACCCAGACACAUACACUGCUGGCCUGGAUCGGAGUCAGCCCCCAUGGACUGUCCAGUGCAGUGGGGACCAGGGCUGGCGGAGAAGUGGAGUUAGCGGGGGACAGCACCUGACCGAGCCAGAACAUGAUGCCCUCCCCCACUCCACAUGGGGUGAGGCCACUCAGGUCCUGAUGCCCCCCCCCAUUUAUUUAUUUAGUUAUUUAUUUAUUUAUAUAGUGAAAGGUGGGGGGUCCUGAAGCAUCAAGGGCUGUGGGGAGGCCCCAAGGGGUGGGGGAGGGGCAGAGGGACCUAUAGGCAGAGGCCCUUGACAACCAGUAUGAAUCAUUCUGAGUAAUGAGCCCAUCCCGCACCAGACCACCUGUGUUGGCUCCAGUGGGUGGGGGAGUUGCCUGGGGCUCCCCCUGCUUGUUGUGGGGGGAGGUCACCCCAGUUGCUGUUGCAUGUCUGGCCUCGGGGCUGCACCCUGGGACCACCUUGCCCCCGCAUAGCUGGGAUGGCGCGGUGGGGGGAGGAGCCAUGGCAGAGGGCUGGUCGCCGAGAUGGGGAGGCUGGGGGUGUUCUGUGCUGCUGGCAAUGUGAACUUGUUUGUGUUGAAUAAAGCCCAGAAACAAUGUCCUGGC
Trachemys scripta elegans is the source of this 1781-nucleotide messenger RNA. It is a transcript of the gene LRRN4CL, whose product is annotated as LRRN4 C-terminal like. Lineage: Eukaryota; Metazoa; Chordata; Testudines; Emydidae. The record is from RefSeq and is a predicted model, not a curated record. Gene Ontology annotation, molecular function: protein binding. The transcript has 2 exons. Bases 281 to 1141 code for a protein of 286 amino acids.